Adineta steineri is the source of this 1623-nucleotide messenger RNA. NCBI's taxonomy places the organism in Eukaryota, Metazoa, Rotifera, Eurotatoria, Adinetida, Adinetidae. The record is from the annotation of a GenBank genome assembly.
AUGAACGAAAUCACUGAUACAAUCAAUCUUUUAAAUUUAGAAACUUGGAAUGCUACCGAAACAGGUGUUCUAUCUCAUAUAAAAUCUCCUCUUCAACAAACAUUUUUUACAAAUAAUUCUGAAUUAAUUGGUACAGCACUUCGUCAAUCUAUAAUUUAUUUUGCUGAAACAUUAAAUACAACUGAUCGGUUAGCAUGUGUACUUGGCAAUGAAUUUCGUUCAACACGAACUCAUAAAUAUCAAGUAUUAUGUCAUACAGAUGGAAAAACAUCAGAAACAACCGUACCGAUGGAAAUAACAACAUUUGCACCAAUUGCAUUUGAAUAUAUGCGUGAAAUUAUUGGUAUUUCACGAAAUGAUUUUCAAUCAUCAUUUAAUCAUGAUGAAUUAAUUAAUUUUGCUAAUACAGGAAAAUCAGGUUCACAAAUGUAUAAAACAAAAGAUGAUGUUUAUAUUAUAAAAACAUUACGUGAACAUGAAGCAAAACUUUUAAUACAAAUUUUAUCUGGCCUUUAUUUACGUUAUUGUCAUACAAGUUCUUUAAUGACACGUUAUGUUGGUUUAUAUUCAGUAAAUGUACGUUCGACAUUCCAAUCGGAAAUCUAUUGUGCUGUUAUGUUAAAUAAUUUACCAUCAAUUCUUGAUAUUCAUGAAAUUUAUGAUCUUAAAGGAUCAAGUAUUGGUCGUUAUUCAAGUGUUGAUCUACCAUCAAGACGUUUAAAAGCAUUGAAAGAUCUUGAUUUCGAAUCAUUUUAUCCAUAUGGUAUACGUCUUCCACAUGAAAUCUAUCGAAGAUUAAGAAUGACACUUGAAAAUGAUAUAUGUGAUUUAAGAAAAAUGAUGAUUACUGAUUUUAGUCUUAUGUUAGGUGUUUAUCAAUUAGAUCAAAAUUUUCAAGAUAAAGAAAAUAGUGAUGGAAGUCUUAGAUUACAACCAAAACCACAAUUAGGAAUAAGUUCAUUAUUUGCAGCAACAAAUAUUGAUCGAACAGUUAUUAAAAUGAAUGGUUCUGAGGAAACAAAUAACAAAACCAAUGGUACAGAUACAAACUUUAUUAGAAAAUUUAUUAUGAAACCAUUACAUCUCAUUGCAUGUCCACAAGAAGAUACAUUCACUGAUAAUACAAUGGCAACUACAUUACUAGGUAUUCCUGGAGUAACUCAUGAUGGUCAUCGUGUACUUCUUUAUCCAGCUUUUAUUGAUUGUUUACAAACUUUUGAUAAUUUCAAACGUAUGCAACAUGCUAUACAGAACUUUCGUGAUCCAAAACGAGGUUCAGAAUAUAGUGUUAUUCAACCUGAUGAAUAUGAAAAACGUAUUAUUCGAUUUUUAUUUGAAAAAGUAUUUAUUGAUUCAAAACAAACAUUAACUGAAUUACUUGCUUCACCAAAUGUAUCUGAUGAUCGUCUACAAAAUAGUUCUAUAGAACAAUAUGGAAAUUCUAAUGAAGAUUUAUAUCAACGAAGUGCAUCCUAUGAAAAUAUUCAAACAUCAGAGGUUAAUAUAAUUGAAUUAAACAAUGAGCAAAUUCUUCAAAUUACUGAAGUCGUACAAAAUUCAAAUAUUUCAUCAUUAAAAAAAAUAGAUAACGAGACAAUGCUUAUUGAAACUACACCAUUAUAA